CGUACAGGAGAGAUGUGUGCCCGAAAGAGGUGCUCCAAGCGGCAAGGCGGGCCUUAGAGCAAGGAGAGGAGGCAGGCGAGAUGGUCGCCAGGGGACUUUUUCCAGAGGUGACGCAGGCGUGGACGAUGCCGCACGAGAGGCCCGAAAAGGACGACGUGAUCAGGAUCGAGGAGCCGCCUGACGGAGUCUUCAGGGGAAGGGUGUUCGUGGACGUCUCGGCGACGGACCCCAUGGAGGAGAUCCUGAGGAGGGCUGGCUGGGCGAUCGUGCAGUACUCCGAGGGCGGCCAGCUGGCCAGGGACGGCGAGGACUACGCGUUCCACUUCUUGUCAGGAUGCGCUCACGGGUCGCUGGAGGUCUUCUGCGAUUGCGUGGGCUCCAUCACGAUGGCGACCGAAGUGGGUAAGGCGCUGGCGAAAGGUGCGGCAAGGAGGCACCUAGGGAAGAGGUGGUGGCAGGAGCUAGGAGGCGCCGACGAGGUCGAUGUGACGAAGGUGAAGGCACCUUGGUCCAAGGCGGAGUGCAUCACGGAGACGGAAAGGUGGACCAGAGAAGGGGCUCACUACCUGGCCAAGCAGACGGCGAGGUGGCUGGCGCAGCCAUCGGUCUGGUGGCAGUCGCAGGCGCCACACGCGGACGGCAUCCCAAGCGAGGCCUUCGUCGAGCUUGACGGCAUGGACCCCAGCUUCCAGGAGGUACUGGACGAGCUCAGGAAGGCGGAUGAGGAGAAGGCCAAGGACGGCCAGCAAGACGAGGCCUGA
This is a messenger RNA of Prorocentrum cordatum, 761 nucleotides long. The record is from the annotation of a GenBank genome assembly. Lineage: Eukaryota; Dinophyceae; Prorocentrales; Prorocentraceae.